Molecule: messenger RNA, 3262 nt
Organism: Exserohilum turcica Et28A
Lineage: Eukaryota; Fungi; Ascomycota; Dothideomycetes; Pleosporales; Pleosporaceae
Exons: 6
Coding region: 50-3262 (1070 amino acids)
Molecular function (GO): protein binding
Source: RefSeq, a predicted model, not a curated record
UAGGUUAAUUGACAUCUCGUCUUAUGUUAGACCUCCUCGGCCGAACGUGAUGUUUGAUAUACGCAAGAGAUUCAAGAAACUUAGGCGGAAAGAGCUAGCUCCCGAGAAACCUCUUGGGGAGCGUUCCUCGCAGAUUCCGGCGCCAGCCACCGAACACCAAGAUCGCUACGGACUCUUCCUUCUUAACGAAAACACGUUGCCUGACGACUCGAAAGACAAUAGAGGUGUGGAUAUCGUGGCUAUACAUGGCCUGAAUGGGAACGCUUACACAACAUGGGAACACGAGAAUGGAACUUUGUGGCUCCGUGAUCUGCUCCAGAGGGACCUUCCUGGGUCUCGUAUAUAUACCUACGGGUAUCCAUCUGAGCUUUUUUGGAGUCACUCAGUAGCUAAAUUGCGGGACUAUUCUGGGAAUCUUCUCAGCUCUCUCGCAGCUGUUCCAGAAAGAAGACAACGCCCGAUAAUAUUUGUCUGUCAUAGUCUGGGUGGCAUAGUGUGUAAGCAGGCACUUGUUCUAGCACAUGAAAACGACCAUCUGUAUGGUGACACAAUAUCUGCUUUUUCAGCUAUUGUUUUCUUCGGAACACCACAUCGAGGUUCGGCAGUGGCCGAUGUUGGGAAGAUGAUAGGAAGAGUUGUCAACAUGUGUAUGCGCGCAUCACUAAUUACAGGCAUAUCUGGAUCCAUACGAGACGACCUUCUCACCAUCUUGGAAUCUAAUUCGCAAGCACUGAACGAUCUUGCUGUUUCUUCCCGGAACCGUCUCAGGAACUUAGAGAUCGUUACCUUCUACGAAACGGAGAUGAUGCCUGGGCUUUCUGAACUAAUAGUUCAUCAAAGUUCUGCCAUAAUGGAAAUACCAUGCGAAGAAGUCAUACCUCUUUAUGCGAAUCAUAGAACAAUGUGCCGUUUUGGAGGGGCAACAGAUGGCGGUUACAUUUGUACUUUGAAUGUCAUGAAACGCUUAUCCAAGACAGCCCUCCUAAACCGAGAAAUGGCAAUGAAAACCGACCGCACAUCGUCCAAUCAAUCUUUGAGCGAAACUGAAAGAUCUUGCAUGGUCCUCCUGAAUUCAAUCUACCUUUUGGAGUACAAAGCGCAACUACCAACGCCGGUACAAGGGACCUGUAGCUGGAUUUUGGCCCAUCCUGCAUAUUUGUCCUGGCUAACAACUGAAGAAACAAGAUUACUUUGGAUCACAGGCGAACCCGGUUGUGGCAAAACUAUGCUCUCUGCAUAUCUAACGGACCACCUAAGACUAGACCAUUCUACUUCAGUCAGGCCUCAAGUCUUUUACUUCUUUUGCGACGAUAAAGUUAAGUCUCAAAGAGAUGCAAACGCUAUACUCCGAGGCAUCCUGUAUCAGAUCGUACAGCAGCACCGAAGACUCAUCAAAUACGUUAAAGCAAGAUUCGAACUGGACGGACCUAGCCUCGCAAACUCUUUCUCAGCGCUCUGGGAACUUUUUCUGAAAAUAGCUACCAAUUCCGCAUCAAGCGCUAUCAGGGUCAUAGUGGAUGCUAUUGAUGAGUGUGAAGUGAAGACGCGUAAUAGCUUCCUGAACGCCAUGAUGCAGCUAGUAAAUGAGUCUCGGGAUGUACAUCGACAGUCCCGAACCUGCAUCAAAUUUUUGAUAACAAGCCGCCCAUCACUCGGAAACUCAUACAGUCACACAGGAUUAAUCAAGAACAGACUGCCAAUCGAGGAAGAUCAGGGCAACAUCAGUAAAGAUGUGAAGCUGGUCAUUCGAAGCAAGGUCAGCGAUAUUGCGAGAAAAUUCAAUUGCGACAAUGACACGAGGAGUUAUCUAGAACAUAUGCUGUACUCCAAGUCUGAUCAGAGUUUUCUCUGGUUGAAUAUGGUACUGCAUAGCUUAGAAACAAGUCCAAAAGCAUCAAAAAGAGAUUUCGAACGGAUCAUUGAUACAUUCCCACAGAACCUCGAGGCUACGUAUGGCAGAUUACUAGAUGGAAUCUCAGUUGAGAACGAAAAAGACGCUGGGAAAAUUCUACAUCUACUUGUUGGAUGCUCAAGACACUUGACAUUAGCAGAGAUAAACAUCGCAUUCACGAUUAGUCAAGACCACAAAUCUAUAGCCGAUGUGGUGAACGAUUUACAGCUUUCCAUCAGCACAACGCUGCAGAACGUCAUAGGUUCUUUCGUCCGCAUCAGAGAGAUGAAUGAGAGCCCCAAUCGGGACACAAAAGUUUCGCUUGUGCACCAGUCCGCUAAAGAAUACCUAACAGAUCUCGCACUCCAUUCUACAAACAAGAAAGUGCAGAGCCUUGCGGUUUCUUUAGUAGAUGCAGCGCUGGAAAUGUCCCGAUCGUGUAUACGGUACCUACUUCUGAAGGAAUUCCAAUCGGACAUCUUUGCUUCAGAAAGAACGAGCCUCGAGACCAAUUCGCCCAGCUCUUAUCAAUCAUUUUCGCACACCGACUUCGACGCAAUAGCUUCAGAUGGCCCUCUUGGUCCAGACGAUAAUCUCGGCCUAGACAACUUUUUCAAGAACUCGGGGGACUUAGACGAGGAGCAAUGCGCUUUGAUAACACAAAGAUAUGGUUUUUUUGAUUAUGCUGCGAUCCAUUGGGCAGAACAUUACUCGCUAUGUGAGGACAUCGCCCCAAGGUCUCUUCAGGAUGCCGUUAAGAAAUUGGCGAUGAAUUCCGGCUACGUUCUGACCAACUGGCUGAAAUACUACUGGUUCAAAAAUAACAUCGAAUACUCGUUUCCAGAUGUUUUCGAAACCAUCGAAGUAGCCGCAUUUUUCAACCUGUCCAUACUGCUUGCUGAGGUUCUAAAGAAGGCAGAAUUUGACAGCGAUGCAAGUAAAGUUCGGUCUCUAUUCUGGGCAGCGAGAAGGUCCUCACUGAAGUGUAUGAAAGUAUUACUUCAGCAUGGGGCAAACCCUAAUGAAAUUGGUAUCGACCGACAAACACCCUUGACUAUAUCCGCACAGUAUGGCCAUCUGGAUGCUGUACAGAUACUUCUCAACGAGCCAUCCACGGACGUUGCUAUUGGAGGCAAAUCCGGAAGAUCAGCACUAUCAUUUGCAGCAGGGAAUGGACAUCUGACGAUUGUUGAAAUCCUGCUAAAACAUGGAGCGCUCACAUCAGACGACCAGGAUAGUGCACAUUGGACCCCACUUUUCUGGGCUGUAAUAGGAGAUCAUGCGAACAUUGUCCAACUAUUGCUUAAACAGCCGUCAAUCGAUAUCAAUCAAAUUGAGGCAAGGGUCUCACACAUUACUGACUAUGGCUAA